CCGGCGCCGGUGCCAGUUGGCGGAAAGAUCACCGCAGACUUCCGGCAGCCUCAUCGAGCUCGAUAUCCGUUGCGCCUCUGGACGACGGCGCUCGAGAUUUCUCUCGAGAUUGCGCCUCGUGUUCUGAUUCCUCGAGGAGGAGGACGUGCACAAGGCAAGGCAAGGACGCGCCCUCGCCUUCUUCGCCGGGAGCUUGGAGUAAUUCGAAUGUGGAUGUCGGUCUGCAGGGCGGGGAAAGGGUAGGGCUGGCUGAGCAGGGCGGUGGCUGUUCUCGAAUCGCCUCGGAAAUCGGCUCGGCAUCGCGUUUGGGUUGGAAUCAGCGCCUAGACUUUUCUUUGAUGAUUUCGGCGUAGUGACCACCGCUGCGUGGACAUUCGAGGUUUGAGAGGUUUGUUUGGAUCGUUUUCUUUUAGGAGCCUCUGAGGAUUGCAGGCGCACAGUCCCAAUGGCGGCAUUGGCCAAAGGUUUGGUAGUCUUGCCCACGGCAAGCCCAAUCGCGCGCAGGCCGCGGGGUCGGCGUGGGGUUCGCUCUUCGUUUUUCUCCUCGCCGGGGUUUCGGCCAGCUGCGGGGGUAAUUCUGGAGUGCAAUAGCUCUGGGAGACGUAGAUUGCGCCGAAGUUGGUCGGUUUCAGCUAGCGUAGAACAAUUCGCCUCGGAUGACUUCCAGGUGGAGCGCCUGCUCUCAACUUAUGGUUACAUGAAUGUUUCCAGCUAUUCGGGUCCUCCAACUGGAAGCGUGCUGGGAGUGCCAGGCUUCGACAAUUUCGCCGCUGGUCUGGAUAGGCGAGACAUGACUCAGAUGAGUGGCCUGGAGAUGGGUGAGGGGGCUGUCCAGACAAGAAUAUAUACUGGCAGAAUAGCCCGUGGUGAACGAAUGGGAACUCGGGUGCUAUUGAAGGCUUAUCCCUUUACGUCACGGGGCUCCGAGGUUGAUAUGAUGGCAGUAAAUGAACUCAUUUCUCAUGCGGUUCUUCAGGAAGCUGCCGAUGGAAAUCCUCCAAAUAUUUCAUACAUGUAUGGCGGGUUCCAAACUCGCACAGGCGAGCAGUGGUUAGUUUUCCGGGAUAGUGGACAAAUUACAGGGGCAGAUUAUGCCAAGGCUGCAAGCCAGGCUACAAGCAAGGGUGAGGCAGUUGGGCAAUGGGAUUUCUUCGACCGUUUUGACCCCGAGAGACCUAUCCUUCGAAGGAAAAUAUACAUCACGAAGCUGCUAAGGGGAGUUUUCAAUGGACUGGCUUUCAUGCACUCAAAUGGUCGUCUGCACCAAAGCUUGGGCCCUGCUUCCAUCAUUCUCAACACGAUGGAGGAGAGGGACGUCCGAUACCUGGAACCCCAAUUACGAGAUCUGGCUUUCGCUGCGGACGUAAGCGAGCAGGCUAUAGCUGGGACAAACUCUUUGAGUGAUUCUUGGGAACGACGCGGCAGUACUUCAGACCUCCAGGAUGUAUCAACAGAGUCACCAACAGCUGCCUUAUCAGCCGGCUUGUGGAGGAGGGCAACUUCUGCUGGCGCUCGAACUCCUUUUGAAAGGAUCGCAUUCGGCAUAUCAGAUGACAUCUACGCAGGUGGUCUCCUGUUGGCAUACAUGGUCUUUGUUCCUCUAUGUGAACCUGGAAGCAUUGACGGACCUUCACUUCAGAGGUUGUUCGAGAAUACAUUCCGCCUGGAUGUUAUGGCCGCUAGAGAGUACUGUGCUGCAGAUGAGCGAUGGGAUGAGGCUGUCAAGUUUAUGGAUUUGGACGAUGGAGCCGGAUGGCAGUUACUACAGGCUAUGCUGAAUCCAAACUACAGGAUGCGACCUACAGCAGAAGCUGUUUUGAAUCAUCGAUUCAUGACAGGCGAUGUUUUAGGUUAAUGAGUUGUGCUGAGCAAGGCACAGCUACAUGCAUCUUCUGUCUAUAUGUACGCUAUACGUUGUAACGAUAUGAAAUAAUUCAAAAGUUCCUUAUUUCUCGUCUUGA
This is a messenger RNA of Marchantia polymorpha subsp. ruderalis, 1961 nucleotides long. NCBI's taxonomy places the organism in Eukaryota, Viridiplantae, Streptophyta, Marchantiopsida, Marchantiales, Marchantiaceae. The record is from the annotation of a GenBank genome assembly.